AUGUCAUCACAAUGUUCCGAAACUCUGCAGCUCAAAGAAGCCGAUGCCAGUGUGUCGCAUAUACCCGCCGAGGUUUCAGAUGACAAUGUGGGCUGGGAAAGCGAGGAUGACCCUCAAAACCCAAUGAACUGGUCGAAUGCUAGGAAAAAGACAAUCAUCAUACUGAUUGCCUUUGCCACGUUUAACGACGCCGCAGCAUCGAGCAUUUUCACCCCAGGGGUGCCGCUCGUUCUCGAAGAAUUCCACGAGACAAACCCCACCAUAUCCCCGUUUAUCAUGUCGGUCCAUGUCAUUGGAUUCGCAACAGGGGCGUUGGUUUUCUCCCCGCUCAGUGAGAUCUACGGAAGAUGUCUUGUCAUGCACAUUUCCAAUAUAGCUUUCUUUGUUUCUUGCAUUCUCUGUGCCGUUAGUGUCAACGUACCUAUGCUAGCUAUAGCUCGCAUCCUUCUGGGUGUCGCUGGCUCGAUACCCAAUGCGUUGUCAGGAGGCUUUGUAGCGGACAUGAUACCCCUUGAGAACCGGGCGAGCUCGCUCGCCUUGUUGGCCACCGGGACGAUAACAGAUCAACUUCUUACAUUCAAUCUAGGCCCGAUUGUAGGCGGUUACAUGGCACUAAAUGUCGGAUGGAGAUGGACAUUCUGGUUUGAAGCCAUCUUGGUUGGCUGCAGCACCAUACUAUCAUUCUUCCUCCUCCGAGAGACAUACGCACCAGUCCUUCUCAGAAGAAAAGCCGCAAAACUCGGCCUCCAAAUACCCCUCAAGGAGAGCGAAAGCCACUGGCAAGUCCUCCGAAGAGGCAUCUCCCGACCAAUGAAGCUCUGUCUCUCCCCAAUCAUAAUGAUCCUGUCACUCUACAACUCCAUCUGUUACACAUACAUGUACUACAUGAUCACAACCUUCCCCACUCUCUUCGGCGAAGAAUACGGCUUCAAUACAGGCGAAGUCGGCCUCGCCUACAUCGCCCAAGGAGUCGGCUGCGUCGCCGGCCAGCUCGUAGUCGGCCGCUUCGCAGACUGGUACAUCAGACGCCAACAAGUCCGGAAUGGCACCACCACGCCGGAAGAUCGACUGCCCCCCGCAAUCGUCGGAUACGUUAUUCUGGCCAUUGGCAUGGUGUGGUUCGGGUGGGCGGCGCAGGUCCAUGCCCAUUACAUGGUUCCGAUUAUCGGGUCCGGUGUUGUGGGCUUGGGUAUCGUGGGCGUGUUCGUCGUCGUGCAGGUGUAUAUUGUCGAUACUUUUACUAUCUACGCGGCCAGCGCUUUAGCGGCCAAUAAUCUUCUUCGGUCUGCUGUUGCGGUUCUCUUGCCUCUGUCUGGCCCGGCGAUGUAUGAUCGGCUUGGGUAUGGUUGGGGGGAUACUCUUCUCGGCUUGGUGGCAUUGGUUAUUGUUCCGACUCCGUUGUUGUUGAUGAAGUAUGGGGAGAGGAUUCGGACGCGGUGGGCCGUAAAGUUAUAG
Molecule: messenger RNA, 1455 nt
Organism: Aspergillus caelatus
Lineage: Eukaryota; Fungi; Ascomycota; Eurotiomycetes; Eurotiales; Aspergillaceae
Product: major facilitator superfamily domain-containing protein
Exons: 4
Coding region: 1-1455 (484 amino acids)
Biological process (GO): transmembrane transport
Molecular function (GO): transmembrane transporter activity
Source: RefSeq, a predicted model, not a curated record